AUGUAUAUCGACGUGCUGCUAGAAGUGAGCCUUGUAUUGGCACUUGUGCGUGCUAGUUCUGCCCAGACGAUUGUCGUGGACGGCCACAUCAUCACUGCCGACGAGUCCACCAUAAAACCCGCUUUUGUAACGAUUGACGCCGCUUCCUCCAACGCAACAGCUGAUCUCUUUCCGGGGGAGACCCAUCAGCUUACCGAUGCCGUCUUGGCAAACCUGACCGACCUUGGGUUAACCAAUAUAGUCUUGUUCGGGUUUGCGGACCCUUUGACCGCCGGCAAUGCGUCUAUUAUUGGGCCCUGCAAGGUAUUUCCAGCUGACCCCGAUGUAUUUCCCAGCCAUAUAACUGAGAGGGUCUUUGACCUCCUCCUGGGCGGGAGCCUCAUUCAAACAAAGCCAUUUGCUUCGCCAUGCUACGGUGACUACGGAAAUGAAGACGCUGCCAGGUGUGCCGAGAUUACCUCGCACUGGUCAGAUGACUCUUUCAUCCACACAAACGAUCCAACGUCCAUCAAUGCAAUCUUGUUCGAGGGGACAUCAUGUGUGCCUCACACGGUGAAUCCAUACGCCAUUAACUGCACUAUUGGUGCAUAUCCAACAAUGUCAGUAAACGUGACCACUGUUUAUCAUAUCCAGCUUGCCAUCAACCUGGCGCGCAACUUAAACAUGCGACUUGUUAUCAAGAAUACUGGCCACGACUACAGCGCAAAGUCAACAGGAGCGGGUGCCCUUUCUGUGUGGACCCACAACCUAAAGGGCAUUGAGUACUACAGCAAUUAUGAGGAAGGGUCGUACAAAGGACACGCCUUCAAGAUGGGAGCCGGGGUCCAAGUAUUUGAAGCAUACGAGGCAGCGCACCAGAGGAACCUUGCGGUUAUCGGUGCGGGGGGAAAGACAGUUGGCAUUUCAGGAGGGUAUAUCCUUGGUGGUGGCCACUCGCCUCUGUCUAGUAUAUAUGGAAUGGCGGCGGACCAAGUUCUUUCGAUGGAAUUGGUUACAGCCGAUGGCCGCUUCCUUACGGCCAGUGACACAUAUAAUCCUGAGUUGUUCUGGGCUCUCAGAGGCGGGGGCGGCUCGACUUACGGGGUUGUAACGUCAAUGGUGGUCAAGGCAUUCCCUGAAAUGCCAGUUACGACGAUGACUUUUAGUUUGUCCACUGGGGAGCAGGUAUCCGUUGAUCAAUUCUGGCUAGCUGUGCGUGCUUAUCUUACGGACCUUGUCAAGUAUACUGACGCUGGCAACUACGCUCACUUCAAUAUCAAUGCGACGAGUGGUGCUUAUAUCUGGGACAUGGUGCCGUGGUUCGCGCCAAACAUGUCCAGGCAGGAGCUACAGGUACUAGCAGGCCCAUUCUUCGAAGCAAUAAGGGACAUUGGGCUUGAUCUGAAGCCAGUCUACCAGGAGUAUACCAAUUUCUACGAUGCAUGGGAUAAUUCCUUUCCCCUUGAAUCGUGGGGCUCUAAUCUUGCUCGAUACGGUAGCAGGCUUUUCCCGCGUGAAAAUUGGGAGGACUCAGCGAAGCUGUCGUCUACCUUUGCAGCUAUCCGGCAUGUGGUAGAUCAGGGCGGAGCAGUGUCAGCAUACAACGUUGCCGCGGCACCCAAGUCCGGGUAUCCCGACAGUGCUGUUAACCCCGCGUGGCGCAAAACAGUUCUCCAUGCUAUCGACAUUGUUUCUUGGGCUCAAGAUAUGUAUACAGAACUCAUCACGAUUUGGAGCAAUGUACUUACGGCGGACUGGGGAACGACGUGGCGGAAUGUAUCGCCAGGGUCCGGGGCAUAUCUCUCCGAAUCGGACUACAUCGAGCCCGACUUUCAGCAGUCAUUCUGGGGCAAUAAUUACGAUAGGUUGUAUAAAUUGAAGAAGAAGUUGGAUCCGUGGGAUGUGUUUUACGCCCGGAAUGCAGUUGGGUCAGAAGACUGGGAGAUGUCAGAUUAUAUAUUUGGCACCCUUCCUUCUCAGAACAGUCGUCUAUGCCGGAAGGGUACGAAUCUCUCCCAGUGA
This is a messenger RNA of Hypoxylon fragiforme, 2001 nucleotides long. RefSeq names its product FAD-binding domain-containing protein. Bases 1 to 2001 code for a protein of 666 amino acids. NCBI's taxonomy places the organism in Eukaryota, Fungi, Ascomycota, Sordariomycetes, Xylariales, Hypoxylaceae. The record is from RefSeq and is a predicted model, not a curated record. Gene Ontology annotation, molecular function: oxidoreductase activity; FAD binding. The transcript has 5 exons.